Messenger RNA from Vitis vinifera (wine grape), 1016 nucleotides. Its product is annotated as ethylene-response factor C3. Gene Ontology annotation, biological process: ethylene-activated signaling pathway; regulation of DNA-templated transcription. The transcript has a single exon. The record is from RefSeq and is a predicted model, not a curated record. Gene Ontology annotation, molecular function: DNA binding; DNA-binding transcription factor activity. The coding region runs from base 115 to 741 and encodes 208 amino acids. Lineage: Eukaryota; Viridiplantae; Streptophyta; Magnoliopsida; Vitales; Vitaceae.
GGGCUUGAAAGUUUCUCAAGCCAACAUGGACUGUUGAGAGUGAAAGACAGAGGAGCCACAAACAAAUAUCACUCACUCAAACCAAAGCCAAAACCAAUACCGAAUUCAAUUCAAAUGACUUCUUUCUCUCUCAUCAAUUCCCUGAAUUCCGAUUCCGAUUUCAAUUUGUUAUCGGAUUCUUUUUCCUGGGAAAACUCCCUACCUUUCAAUGAAAACGACUCCCAGGAGAUGCUCCUCCUGGGCAUGCUGGCCAGCUCCACUCAGGAAACCUCAGAAACAGUUUCUUUGAAUCGAGUGAAGGAGGAAGAAGUGACUUCCCAGGAAAAUCCCGAGAAGGAGAAGUCAUACAGAGGCGUUAGGAGGCGGCCAUGGGGGAAAUUCGCAGCAGAAAUAAGGGACUCGACCAGGCAUGGCAUAAGGGUGUGGCUGGGAACAUUUGACAGUGCAGAGGCAGCUGCUCUGGCCUAUGAUCAAGCUGCUUUUGCGAUGCGGGGCCCUGCGGCAGUCCUCAAUUUCCCGGUGGAAAGAGUGAAGGAAUCGAUGCAGGAGAUCAAGUGCAUCUUGGAGGAGGGGGGCUCACCAGUGGUGGCCCUCAAGAAGAGGCACUCUAUGCGGAGAAAAAGUCCUUGCAAGAAACAUAAAAGUGAAGAGGUGAGGUUAGAAAAUGUGGUAGUGCUGGAGGAUUUGGGUACUGAAUACUUGGAACAGCUCCUCACUUUCUCUGAGACCUCUAGUCCUUGAUCAUCAUCAUCCAUCACCUGGAUAGCUUCUUCUCUUUGCUCUGUUUCUUACUUUUCUCUCUCUCUCUCUCUCUCUCUCUCUUUUUUUUUUAUGUAAUUUUUCUUAAUGUAUUUUUGGAGAUGGCGGGGGUGUAGUGGUGGCAAUUAUCCAUCUAGAAUUUUUCAAAAGAUAUGUUCUUUUGUUUCUUUGUAUAAAGUUGAAAAGUGGGGAUCAAUUGUGAUGGUGCUCUAUGUUCAUCCACCCAAUUUAUAUAAUCAAGGUGAUUAAUGUUUUUU